Molecule: messenger RNA, 449 nt
Organism: Exaiptasia diaphana
Lineage: Eukaryota; Metazoa; Cnidaria; Anthozoa; Actiniaria; Aiptasiidae
Product: solute carrier family 22 member 3
Exons: 3
Biological process (GO): transmembrane transport
Cellular component (GO): membrane
Molecular function (GO): transmembrane transporter activity
Source: RefSeq, a predicted model, not a curated record
UUUAGUGCCAGAAUCUCUUCGAUGGCUCAUCGUCAAGGGAAAAAUACAAGAAGCUCGUCAGACUUUACAACGUAUCGCCAAUGUCAACGGUAGAGACGUUCGUGGCGAUGAAAUCAAUCUACCCAGCUACGAAAAGGAAGAAAAAUCUCUUGGAGAUGUUAGAGUUCUGUUCAGCAAAAAAUAUCUAGUAUCCACCUUGGUUCUUUGGUAUAACAGUUUGGUAGGUGCUAUGAUAUAUAACGGUCUACACUUCACUGCUCCCAAUCUUGGAGGGAAUAUGUACUUGAACUGGUUUUUGUCAGGAGCUGGAGAAACAUUGGGCACAAUGAUGUCCAUAUAUGUCCACACGAGAUUUGGACGAAAGAAAACAACUGCUGGGUGUGAAAUUAUGGCUGGUCUAGCAUCACUUGUAUCGGUGAUUAUAAUACUUUACGACGAUGGAAGUCAAG